CCACUACUACGGUCACAUUGUUUGCAGUCAGUGUAAAUGUCAGUCGCAAUUUGUUAUUAAAAGGUUUUGCAUUUACAAAUAAUGCAAAUUAAACAAUUAGUGAUCAACUAAAAAGUUAUUCGAAAGGCAAAUCAAGUGUUUCCAGCAUCAAUUUCAUCGGAGGAGCAGCAACAGCCUCAAAAUUGGUAAAGUGGACGGCAACACAAUGGGCAGCUCGGACGAUCGCGUCUAUGCUGCCGAAAAAAUCAUCCAGAAGCGCGUUAGAAAGGGCGUUGUGGAGUACCGUGUCAAGUGGAAGGGCUGGAACCAACGCUACAACACCUGGGAGCCUGAGGUGAACAUCUUGGAUCGUCGCCUAAUCGACAUCUACGAGCAGAGCAACAAAUCCUCGGGCACACCCUCCAAACGCGCCGCCGCUCUUAAAAAGAAGGAGAAGGAACCCGAUCCGGAGCCAGAAUCUGAGGAGGAUGAGUAUACAUUCAACGGCGAUGAUGUGCCUGAUACCAAUCAGGCAACCACAUCGACUGCCGCCGCUACCAACGAUGGCGUGGACAAAAAGGAUAAGGACAAGAAACACCAUCAUCACCAUCACCACCAUCAUCAUCAUCAGCAGCAGCAGCACAGCAACAACAACAACCAAAGUAUCAAGUCCGAACGGAUUAGUAAUCGUCGUUCCGAAUCGCCGUUGACUCAUCAUCAUCAUCAUGAGUCGAAGCGGCUGCGCAUGGAUCACAGCUCGUCUUCGAAUUGCAGCUCCACGCACAAUGAGAAUUCGUUUGUGCCGGAGGCAGACACCAACUCAUCCAGUUCAGAGGAUCAACCACUUAUGGGCACCAAGCGCAAGGCUGAGGUGCUCAAGGAAUCUGGCAAGAUUGGUGUCACCAUUAAAACCUCACCAGAUGGACCGGCAACCAAGCCGCUGCAGUCGGCACAGGAGCAACAACAACAAAAUGCAACAGAAUCGGCCACUCAGCCACACAAGACAGAGCUGCAGAGUGCGCCACUGAACACUGAGCCGGAGGCAGGUGAAACACCGACGCCAGCCUAUACCGAGGAGGAGGAUGAUGAGGCGUCAGCGGCGCAGACAGCGGAAAACAAUAACAUACCAAAACUGAGUGGCGCCCUGGCGUUAAGCCAAAAGCAACCGUUGACGCCGCUGUCGCCGCGUGCAUUGCCGCCGCGGUUCUGGUUGCCCGCCAAGUGCAACAUAUCGAAUCGAGUGGUCAUCACGGAUGUCACCGUCAACCUGGAGACGGUCACCAUACGCGAGUGCAAAACAGAGCGAGGAUUCUUUCGCGAGCGCGACAUGAAAGGCGACUCUUCGCCAGUGGCCUAGGCCGUUUUUCUGCUCCAAAUUCAAUUGUAUAUAGUUUUACAAAAAAACAAACAAACAAACAAACAAACAAAAAUCCAUGCUAAAUGUUGCAAAGCAUUUUCUUUUAAGAAAUAACUUAUUUAUUUUAUUUAUUUAUAGCCUAGAAACUAGUUUGUUGUUUUAUUACAAUGUUUAAAGAGCAGCUCCAGCUGUUGAGCAGCACCAAAAGUUGAAAUUUCACAAGGAUUGAUCAACUUUUGCAACUGCACAACGCCUGUUAGUUCAGCUAGUUGUAUGUCUUGUAGUUUAGCAGAGUAUAUAACACCAUAUAUAUUUAUUUAACAUAUAUGUAUAUUUUUCUAUAACAACUUGAAUCUGACAAAACCAAAACACACUCAUACACGCAGAAAAUCCAUGCGAAACUGAAGUAAUUGCUAUUACGCUUGAUAUACACAUUUACAACCUACCAUAAAUACUUAUAUACAAGUAUAUGUAUUAAACUAAGAAUGUUACAAAUCAGCAGCAGCGUCAAUAUUUCACUUUUUUUAUAUGGCUUCCUUUUGUAACCCAAUAUUGUAAAGAUUUUAUUGUUUUUAGCGCUGACUGAAUUGGAGCAAAUACAUAAACAAAAGAAAGGAAUAACAUAUAAGUUGAUGCAUGUGGUUAGAUAUUAGCUUAUUAUUAUCUACUCCUGCAUAAUUUAUUUUUUAGGUUUAAUUUUUAAGUUUGAUUGCUGGAGAAAUGCUGACUAUAUGUGCUGCCAAAUGUGCAGUGCGCAAUGGAUUAAGUUCAUAAUUCUGUGGCGUUCAUAGAUUCAGCACUUUUUCGCAUAGUUUACACACAAUUCCUUUUAAAUUGUUCUGUACAUUUUUUGAUAUACCUAAUUUUAAUAAACAACGCACAAAAGGAAACAAAAGUCACGAAUGAUUUUUGUUUUGUUUUGACACCAUAUUUUAUAA
Messenger RNA from Drosophila montana, 2274 nucleotides. RefSeq names its product Polycomb (gene Pc). Gene Ontology annotation, cellular component: chromatin; PRC1 complex. Lineage: Eukaryota; Metazoa; Arthropoda; Insecta; Diptera; Drosophilidae. The transcript has 2 exons. Gene Ontology annotation, molecular function: chromatin binding. Gene Ontology annotation, biological process: negative regulation of transcription by RNA polymerase II. The record is from RefSeq and is a predicted model, not a curated record. Bases 206 to 1336 code for a protein of 376 amino acids.